Gossypium raimondii (Peruvian cotton) is the source of this 1310-nucleotide messenger RNA. RefSeq names its product riboflavin synthase. The record is from RefSeq and is a predicted model, not a curated record. NCBI's taxonomy places the organism in Eukaryota, Viridiplantae, Streptophyta, Magnoliopsida, Malvales, Malvaceae. Gene Ontology annotation, molecular function: riboflavin synthase activity. The transcript has 2 exons. Bases 197 to 1066 code for a protein of 289 amino acids. Gene Ontology annotation, biological process: riboflavin biosynthetic process.
UACUGGAAAUCACCGCAUUUGAAUUGUACUCAUUUAUAUUUUUCAUGAUAAAAAAAAUUUAUUAUUGAAAGAAAGAAAGAAAGAGACUCCAACAGCAACAGAGGCUUAAGGGUUUGACCGGAUUGGAAUUCAGACACAGUGAACUUCAACCUUUGCUAUUUCCUGUUUCUCGAGAAACAAACAGAGAAGAGAAAGGAUGGUGCUCUCCACAUCUCUGCAUUCGCUUUGCAUAAUCCCCCAUACCUCUCAAUCUAAAAUCCCAAGCAUCUUCAACCUCCUAAAGUCUCCCUUAGCCAAACCUCACCUCAAAAUCAACCCCAUUUUCAAACCCUCUUCCCUUUCCCUUUUCACUCAACCAUCCAAGCUCAGACCAAAAACCCAAAAUUUCCGUACCCCCACCAUCCGCUCCCUCUUUACCGGUAUCGUCGAAGAAAUGGGUGAAAUCAAGCAACUGGGUAUGGCCGGUCACGGCGGAUUCGAUCUCAAAAUACACGCCAAAACUGUUAUAGAGGAUGUCCACCUCGGUGACAGCAUUGCGGUUAAUGGAACUUGCCUAACGGUGACGGAUUUCGACACCCAUUUGGGAGAAUUCACGGUUGGGCUGGCCCCUGAAACCCUAAGGAAAACUUCAUUGAGUGAACUGGAACCCGGGUCAUUGGUGAAUUUGGAGCGGGCUAUCCCGCCAACAGGCCGGAUGGGAGGCCAUUUCGUGCAAGGACACGUGGAUGGCACAGCGGAGAUAGUGGGGAAACAAGUGGAAGGGGAUUCAUUGUGGAUCAAGGUUAAGACGGAUAAAAACUUAUUGAAAUAUGUAGUGCCAAAAGGAUUCAUAGCUAUAGAUGGGACUAGUUUGACAGUGGUGGAUGUGUUUGAAGAGGAACUUUGCUUUAAUUUCAUGCUAGUAGCUUAUACUCGGCAGAAAGUGGUGAUUCCUUUGAAGGAAAUUGGGCAAAAGGUGAAUUUGGAGGUGGAUAUCCUCGGCAAGUAUGUUGAGAGGCUUCUCAGCAGUGGUUUUGUUGAUUCCAUUAAAGGCUCACGAUUUCCAGAAACUCAUAACAAGAAUUGAUGAAAAAUAAAACAAGUUUUAAUUCCAGAAGGUAGUGAAGAGGAUGGAUGGUUUCAUUUCAAGGAAAGGGUGGUUUCUCUUUGCACAGCAUUUAACCUUCUUCAAUAAUCAAUCAGCCAAGCUCACUUUGGGGGGCUUCAGCUAUAGACUUCACCAUUCACCUUUGUUUAUUUAUAUCAAUUCUGAUAUUUUGAGACAUUGCCCUAUCUGUGUUCUUUUUCAGUAAGAUAUCUGUGUUUGUGUU